AUGGAAUCCGCAUUCUUCCAAAAAAUUUUUACGCCCAAUGCCUCGAAAUUCUUUCAACUGGUGCAUCAAGGCACGAAUCGAAAGAUGUCCAAUUUUCGCAAGAGAUCCGCUAAACCUCUUUGGUCAAAAAUUAUUGGGCUUGAUAAAGAUGGACCGAUAAAAGAUCGUCGAAAGAGGAAAUCUAACAAAGCCCUCCGAGAAUGUAACAGACAUCUCGUUUUGCCAUUCUAUGAUGACGACAUACUAUGCGGUCAAGCCUCACAAUCAUUGUCGACGCCGAGUGACGGUGUGGUGCCCAAAGGCACAAGGGUUCCAACGUUUCCUUCUUUCAAUUUACCGCCUCCAAUGAAAACCAAUCACCUGAAGCACGAUUACGCAAGUCAAAUAUUAUCUUGCCAGUUGGGAGGCGUUGGAACGCCUUUACACAAAAUCUUUCAUCCGUCGAUUGAUAAGACCAUGUCGUGUAUUAUUGAGUUUAAAAAGUCUGGUUACACCAGAGCGAGCGGGAAGGCGGGAAGAGGUGGUCUUUUUUUAUUUUCUUACCUAAAUCGUCCAAACCUUCCAUCUCCAAUGUACCUCUGGCCUCCAAAAUCAAGCUUGGCACCUUCUCGCUCACCUCUUUUUGUCUCGCAUACAGAAAGAAAUAAAACCAUCGACCGAGACGAUCCGCCGAUUACUGGCCUUCGAACCGCCUUAGCUGCCUGCUUGCUUGCCACAAUGUCAUGA
Acaulospora morrowiae is the source of this 726-nucleotide messenger RNA. The record is from the annotation of a GenBank genome assembly. NCBI's taxonomy places the organism in Eukaryota, Fungi, Glomeromycota, Glomeromycetes, Diversisporales, Acaulosporaceae.